Messenger RNA from Hyaloscypha bicolor E, 762 nucleotides. RefSeq names its product short-chain dehydrogenases/reductase. The coding region runs from base 1 to 762 and encodes 253 amino acids. Gene Ontology annotation, molecular function: oxidoreductase activity, acting on the CH-OH group of donors, NAD or NADP as acceptor. The record is from RefSeq and is a predicted model, not a curated record. Lineage: Eukaryota; Fungi; Ascomycota; Leotiomycetes; Helotiales; Hyaloscyphaceae. The transcript is spliced from 4 exons.
AUGAUAGACAGCACCGAAAUCAAAAAUAAACUCGUCCUAUUAACCGGCGCUUCAGGAGGCAUCGGUGGAGCAUGCGCGGCGCAAUUUGCUGAGGCUGGCGCCCAUCUCGCCCUCACAUACUCAACCAACAUUUCCAGCCUCCAAACCCUCGCCACCUCACUCCAAAAGCUUUAUCCCAGCCUUCGAGUCUCAUUUCAUCAAGUAGAUUUAACCCUAGAAGAAAGUAUCGAAAAGCUAUUUGAGGAGGUUAAAGGGAAGCACGGUGCUGAGAUAGACAUCUUGGUCAGUAAUGCUGGGUAUGGGAUGAGGAUUUCUGAGAUCUGGGAUAUCCCAACAAGUGAGUUUGAUAAGAUGAUGGAUAUCAACUUGAAAGCGUCAUUUCUCCUCGUGAAGGGUGUUAUCGGGGGAAUGAAGGGCCGGAAAUGGGGAAGGAUUAUCUUCAUCUCAUCGAUUGCGGCGUAUGGAGCCGGGAUUAAUGGAUGUCAUUAUGCAGCGUCCAAGGGCGGCCUAAAUUCUAUGAUGAUGAAUCUCUCCUCGCACUUGGCGGAGUUCAACAUCUCAGUAAACAGCAUAUCCCCCGCCAUGGUCGGUGGUACAGGUAUGCUUCCGGAUGAAUCAUCAGUUCCGGGAGUUGUAAAGACAAUUCCGCUAGGGAGACUUUGCAAGCCGGUUGAGGUCGCGAAUGCGGUGAGUAUGUUCGCAUGUACGGGAUUUGUUACGGGGCAGAGUUUGGUAGUUGCUGGUGGGCUAAAGCACUUGUGA